Mucor velutinosus is the source of this 999-nucleotide messenger RNA. RefSeq lists its product as uncharacterized. Bases 1 to 999 code for a protein of 332 amino acids. Lineage: Eukaryota; Fungi; Mucoromycota; Mucoromycetes; Mucorales; Mucoraceae. Gene Ontology annotation, cellular component: Set1C/COMPASS complex. Gene Ontology annotation, molecular function: protein binding; chromatin binding. The record is from RefSeq and is a predicted model, not a curated record. The transcript has 5 exons.
AUGGCAUCUGCUAGAAAGGUCGAGUUAUCGAGGGAGCUGCUUGCAGCUAGCAAAGUGGCAAAAGUGUUUCCGGAAAGCGAGAGACCAAUGACUUCCAUCUCGUUCAAUGAUACAGGAGAGUAUUGUGUUACUGCUGGCGAUGAUGAUAGCUUGAACGUAUACAACUGCAAAGAGGGAACUGCUCGCUCAACUCUCUACUCUAAAAAGUAUGGUGCCACGCUCGCUCGAUUCACACAUCACAAAAACAACGUUAUUUAUGCAUCCACUAAAGAAGAUGACACACUAAGAUACCUAUCCGUGCACGACAACAAAUACAUUCGCUACUUUCGAGGACACAAAAAGAGAGUUAUUGCAGUCGAAAUGUCGCCAGUCAAUGAUACCGUAAUGACUUCGUCGCUGGAUCAGACUGUGAGAUUAUGGGAUUUGCGGUCAUCCACCUGCCAGGGUGUAUUGCAUGGAGACGGAAAGACAUUAGUAGCAUUUGAUCCGCAAGGCUUGGUGUUUGCUGUAGGCAACAACUGCAAUACGAUCCGAGUCUACGAUGUGAGAGAUUAUACAAAAGGACCUUUUGCCACUUGGACAGUAGAGGAUCCUCAAUUCCCAGCUGGCCGACUACCUGAAUGGACCAGUCUCAAGUUUUCCGCAGAUGGAAAACAACUCAUUAUAACCACCACAGCAGACAUUCUUUAUGUGUUGGAUGCUUUUGAAGGCAAACUACUGCAGAGAUUAGUGGGUCAUUCCGGCACGAACAAUGUUGCUUCUUGUGGUGAGGAGGUGUGCAUCACGCCCGAUGCUCGAUUUGUCAUGGCAGGUGGAAGAGAUGCUCAUUUGCGUAUUUGGGAUUUGAACGCAAAUAACGGCAUGCUGGACAAUCAACCAUUUGCUACAUUACCAACACCUCAUAAAACGGGCAUAAAAAUCGUGGGCUAUAAUCCUAGCAAUGCAGUCGCUGUUACUGGUGCUGAAGAGUUAGCCCUCUGGCUACCUUCGUUUGACUAA